Toxotes jaculatrix (banded archerfish) is the source of this 2493-nucleotide messenger RNA. RefSeq names its product DDB1- and CUL4-associated factor 7-like. Gene Ontology annotation, cellular component: nucleus. Gene Ontology annotation, molecular function: protein binding. The transcript has 7 exons. The coding region runs from base 277 to 1305 and encodes 342 amino acids. The record is from RefSeq and is a predicted model, not a curated record. Lineage: Eukaryota; Metazoa; Chordata; Actinopteri; Toxotidae.
UUGCUGCCAUGUUAUGAACAUCUUUCAGCAGCCGCUAAGCCGUUGAUUGCAUACUUGUAACUCAUGUUCUUUUGUAUGUAACGUGUAGCUUUUACCGCCGGGAAAGCGUCCCGACUACACGGACUCAACAGUUAGGUCACUUCGGUAGAAAUUACACAACGUUAUCGGAGACAAUAAGUUACGUUUGUAAAGUAGCCGGUUGCCGCGACGCGUUCAGGGUCCCCUUUCCCUGCUGGUAAUUAGUUUUCUCUCGGAGGUUAAUAGUAUAUUUAAAAGAUGUCGCUGCACGGUAAGCGUAAAGAAAUCUACAAAUACGAGGCACCAUGGACAGUUUACGCCAUGAACUGGACUGUCCGACCGGACAAACGCUUCCGCCUGGCGCUCGGUAGCUUUGUGGAGGAGUACAACAACAAGGUUCAGAUAGUUGGUCUGGAGGAGGAGAGCUCAGAGUUUGUGUGCCGAAACACUUUCGACCAUCCCUACCCCACCACCAAAAUCAUGUGGAUCCCCGACACUAAAGGAGUGUACCCUGACCUGCUGGCCACCAGCGGAGACUACCUGAGAAUUUGGAGGGUGAGUGAUACAGAGACCCGUCUGGAGUGCCUGCUCAACAAUAACAAGAACUCUGACUUCUGUGCGCCGCUCACAUCCUUCGACUGGAACGAGGUGGAUCCAAACCUGUUAGGUACUUCCAGUAUUGACACCACCUGUACGAUAUGGGGGCUGGAGACUGGACAGGUGCUUGGAAGGGUCAACCUAGUGUCAGGUCAUGUCAAGACACAGCUGAUUGCCCAUGACAAAGAGGUGUACGACAUCUCUUUCAGCCGAGCGGGCGGCGGCAGGGACAUGUUUGCCUCGGUGGGAGCGGACGGCUCGGUUCGCAUGUUUGAUCUCCGUCACCUCGAACACAGCACUAUCAUCUACGAGGACCCGCAGCACAACCCACUGCUCCGACUCUGCUGGAACAAACAGGACCCCAACUACCUGGCCACCAUGGCGAUGGACAGCAUGGAGGUGGUGAUCUUGGAUGUGCGUGUGCCCUGUACUCCAGUGGCCCGACUCAACAACCACAGGGCCUGUGUUAACGGCAUAGCCUGGGCACCACACUCCUCCUGUCACAUCUGUACGGCAGCGGACGACCACCAGGCUCUAAUCUGGGACAUCCAGCAGAUGCCGCGGGCCAUCGAGGACCCUAUACUGGCCUACACAGCCGAGGGAGAAAUCAAUAACGUACAGUGGGCCUCCACUCAGCCCGACUGGAUUGCUAUCUGCUACAACAACUGCCUGGAAAUCCUCCGAGUCUGAGCUGCAGACACGAAGAAAUGAGGCAUAAAACAACUCAAACAUUCUCAGUGGGAUUUACAAGCUGACAGGAGUUUGUUGAAGGAUUUUUUUGUUUAGUUUGUUUACUAAGGACAAACCAACAUGCUUGUUUUGGCUUCGUGUUGAUACACAUGAUGUGUGUGAAGCUUUUAUCAGCUGAGUGAAAACUAGAAUAUGUCACUGCUCGACUUUUUUGAUACUAUGAUACCGAGUCAUCCGGUAUCAGAAAACCCGAAACGAGCACUAAGACAAAAACCAGGUCUCAAGUAACCAAAAGACUGUUAUAUCUGUUGUAAUGUACAGAUUCAAAGCAAGGUUCAGUGCCCUUCGAGCUUUCAGCAAGUUGUCUAAUCGAUAAAUAAGCUAGUCAGUUACAUGUUUUUCUAUUCUACAGUGCACAUCUUGUUUUGCAUUUUAAGCCAUUACACCAUCCUUCAAUAUUAAUUUUUUGUUGCAGCAAAAAUGCGGUUUAGCCAUUUUCAAAAGUGAUUUGAAUGUGGUUAAUGUGGAUUUUAUAUAUAUGUAUAUAUAUAUAUAUAAUUCAACUGAAUAUCAUUUGUGAUUUGAAACACAUCCUAGUUGUGAUACAGUUUACUGGUAUUAACUGAGCAUAAUGCUUAUUUCUUUGUCAUUUCUGCAACAGUUUAUUCAUAGCAACAUAAUUUUAUUUAAUACAGAAAUAAACAGUCCCUCACUGUUUAAACCAUUAUACAGAAUUUUAAUAUUUACACAGCAGUUUAAAGUAUUUCACAGUGAAUUGACUCAUUAACGCACUGAUAAGAAUCUGUAUUUACAUCUUGAAAUGAUAGGUUGAAAAAGUGUCUUCUUCCAGGUACUGUAAAACAAUGAAGUACAUCCUACGAGAUCUGCGUAAUGGAAAGAACACAGCUGGUCAAACAGUAGAAAGUGACAUCGGAUCACGAAUGCUGUCGGUCCUGUUGUGAAGUUGGAAUCGGGAUUGGAUGGGAAACACGAGCCUUGGAUGUGAACAGUGAGUCCCAGUUGCUGUAGCUGUUAUAGAUUAAUUUUCACAAAUUGAAAGCCAGAUCAGUACAGGUGAGGCAGGUCCAGUGAUGUGGCACAUACUAUAAGUUGGCCAGUCAUUAACCAGGUAGAGUAGUACAGAAAUGCCAGAAGAGAUAUGUUUGUGGUAAACAGAGAGAACUGACA